Messenger RNA from Hibiscus syriacus, 691 nucleotides. Its product is annotated as protein argonaute 2-like. Lineage: Eukaryota; Viridiplantae; Streptophyta; Magnoliopsida; Malvales; Malvaceae. Bases 125 to 403 code for a protein of 92 amino acids. The transcript is spliced from 5 exons. The record is from RefSeq and is a predicted model, not a curated record.
CCUUGCUCCACAUAGAAAACACGGCAUUUUGUUAUCCCGUCCCUUGCUCCACACCGAAAAAUCGAUCGACUGUUUGGAAUUGUCUUCUCAGGACAAACAUGUGAAGGAAAUUGUCUUGAAAGCAAUGGGGCAGGCAAUCAAUUCAUAUGACCAAGGAAGGGGUCGUGGUAGAGGCAGAGGGAGAGGGCGGAGUUGGGGCAGGGGUGGAUACUCAAACUAUGGAAAUUAUCAAGAUAACGGUGGAUACUCAAACUGGGGCAGAGGUGGUGGGCGAGGAAGAGGUUGGGGUUAUCGUGGUGCUGAUUAUGAAAGAGAUAGAGGUGGUGGUGGUGGUGGUGGUAGAGGCUAUAGCAGUGGCCGUGGAAGGAUGGGCGGUGGUCGAUCCAGGGAUGGUGGCUACUAAAGCACAAUCAAAGGACGCAUAAAGCUUGUGUUGUUCCCCCUUUUUAAGCUAGAUGCUUGCCUUGGUCGGUGGGAAAUUAUGGAAGUAGGUGUGUUUAUAAUAGCGUGAGAUUGUGGGUUAAAAUCUCAAGCAUUAUUAAGCAGUGGUUUUGUGUUUCUGCCUGGCAUCAUAUAUGGAUGAGGGAAAUGUUUUUAUUUCGCAUUUAGCCAAGGCCAAGAGGAUGGGUUUAUGAUUUGUGCUAUAUUUCAAGUUUAUAUGUAAAUAUUUGAUUUCUUUAUUCCUUUGACC